Messenger RNA from Pyricularia oryzae 70-15, 1902 nucleotides. Its product is annotated as arylsulfatase. The record is from RefSeq and is a predicted model, not a curated record. Gene Ontology annotation, molecular function: glycosaminoglycan binding; N-acetylglucosamine-6-sulfatase activity. Lineage: Eukaryota; Fungi; Ascomycota; Sordariomycetes; Magnaporthales; Pyriculariaceae. Bases 1 to 1902 code for a protein of 633 amino acids. The transcript has 2 exons.
AUGAAGUGGACAACGGCAGCGCUGGCAGCAGUACUCUCCCUCACGGGAGAGGCCAAACCUGUGUCCAAGUCAAAGCCCAACAUCAUCAUGAUCAUGACGGAUGACCAGGAUCUGCACCUCGACUCGACGGAGCACAUGCCGACGCUUCAGAAGCUCCUGGUCCAGCGCGGCACCACCUUUAACAACCACUGGGUGACCGAAGCCCAGUGCUGUCCGAGCCGGGCCACGGUAUUGAGGGGCCAGCAGGCUCACAACACCAACAUCACGGCCGUGAGAUAUCCCGGCGGCAACUACGACAAGUGGCGGGCCUCGGAGAUGGACUCGGAAUACCUGCCCAAGUGGCUCAACGACGCGGGAUAUUCGACAAACUACAUAGGCAAGUUCCUCAACGGCCACAAUCUCGGCAACUACAACCCUCCUCCCAAAGCCUGGACGGAAAUCGAUGCCCUCAUCGAUCCUUACAUGUACGACUUUAACCGGGCCGUGUUUUCCAAGAAUGGGCAGCACCCCGUCAACUAUCCGGGCUGGCAUCAGACGGACAUUGUCCGCAUCAAGGCCGUGGAGCGCAUCAAGCAGCUGGCCCAGGACGACAAGCCCUUCUUCUACUGGAUCUCCCCGACGGCUCCCCACACCGUGCCGCCCAUCAACGGUCCCUCGGACAACAUGCCCCAGCCGCUGACUCGCCACAAGGAUCUCUUCCCGGAUCUGGUGCUUCCCAAGAAGGGCAACUGGAACCCGCCAGACGAGUACGCCAAGCAAAAGGUCAACUGGGUCGGCCGCACCCCACCCCUGAACGAGUCCAUGCUGGCCGAGACCGAGGUGCUGUACAAGACUCGUAUUCAAUCCCUGCAGGGCAUCGACGAGAUCAUCGAGGACGUGGUUGCCACGCUGGAGCAGGAGGGUAUCCUGGACAACACCUACAUCAUCUACACCUCUGACAACGGCUUCAUGAUCGGCACCCACCGCAUCACCGCCAUGAAGUCCCUGGCGUACAAGGAGGCAGGCCAGACCCCUUUUAUCGUGCGCGGGCCGGGGGUGCCCGAGGGUGUCGUGUCCAGGCUGCCGGGCACCCACACCGACAUUGCCCCGACGCUGCUCGAGCUUGCGGGCGUUGAUCCCGCCAGCUUUCCAAAGUUGUUUGACGGCAGGAGUCUCCUUCCGCAGUGGCGCGAGCCGACCGGCAGCGGGAACUGCAGCCAGACCAGCCCGGUACAGACCGAAUGCAGCGGCGACGUGAUCGGGGUGGAGUUUUGGGGCGAUGCCAACUACGAGCUGCCCGCGCUCCCGUUCAACGACCCGCAAGGGCCGUAUGGCGCCGUCAUGUCUUCGUUCAAGGCGCUGCGGGUGGCGGGCGAGCACCGGGCAUAUUUGUACACCGUGUGGUGCUCGAAUGAGCUGGAACUGUACAAUACGCUGACCGACCCCGACGAACUCGUCAACCUCGCCCUCAACCCCGACGCCGAAACCCGCCGGCUGAUGACGCGCCUCAACGCCCUCCUGCUGGUGAUCAAGUCCUGCGAGGGCGACGUGUGCCGCGCCCCGUGGCAGGCCUUUGCCAACGACACGGCCCUGGCCGGCCUCCCGUCCUUCUCCACGCUCGACGCCGCGCUCGACCCGCGCCUCGACGACUACUUUGCCUCGCUGCCCGGCGUGCACUUUGACGCGUGCCUGCAGGUGCAGGUCGUGGCCAACGAGCGGCCCUUUUACCCCGAGGCCGCGGCCGAGGGCCUGGGCACGGCCUGGAGGGUCACCUUUGACGACUGGUCGUCGCCCGCCUUCCGGACCAGGGACAAGGUGCCGGCGAAUGCUGUGCCCGCGGGGUCGGUGGAGCAGAGGACCGCGACGUUUGCGGAUCUCCUCGCGGCGCAGCGGGACCUGACUGGCUUUGAGCUGGGUCAGUGA